AUGGCCAGCUUUGUCAAGGAUCUCAUCCGACAGUAUGAAGAAGCGCACCCACAUGCAGAUCCACGUACCCGCAACUGGUUCUUAGUCUCGGACUCUCCAUACCCAGUAUGGGCACUCACAAUAUUGUAUCUGACCUUCGUGGCUCUGGGACCAACCAUCAUGCGCAACCGCAAACCUUUCUCCCUCCAGGGGUUUAUGGUUGUCUACAACUUGGGCCUGGUUGCCCUAUCUAUCUACAUGUUUGUUGAGAUUUUACUGAGUAUAUGGGAUGCAGGCUAUGAUUUGGUUUGCGCUAAGUACAACAAAGACUCCAUAGCAGAUCCUAAAGAACUCAGGGUAGCAAAGGUGCUUUGGUGGUAUUUUUUUUCCAAGGCCAUUGAACUUCUAGACACAGUGUGCAUGAUUGCAAGAAAGAAGUUUGAACAAGUCACAUUUCUUCAUGUAUUCCAUCAUGCUAGCAUGCUGAACAUCUGGUGGUGGACAAUGAUGUUUAUACCAGGAGGGAUGUCCUGGUUUGGGAGCUGCAUGAAUUGUCUUGUCCAUGUAGUUAUGUAUUUAUAUUAUGGUCUUUCUGCCGUCCCAUCACUAAGGAGGAAAUUAUGGUGGAAACGAUACAUCACUCGAUUCCAGCUGCUUCAGUUCUGCAUCACCUUCACACAUACUGUCAAUUCCAUCCGUGUGGGGUGUGACUUCCCACGCUGGGGCCAGAACCUUCUAGCUGGCUACAUGGUAGGAAUGCUGAUCCUGUUUGGCAAUUUUUAUGUGCAAGCCUACAUCAGACGCUCCAACAAAGAUCCUGCCAUCUCAUCACUUGAAACCCCUGCUGCAGAAAAUGGUAGUGCCUUGAAUGGAAAACUGCAGCGAGCCAAUGGAGAGCUGGCGGAAGCUAAUGGCCAUGUGGCAUCUCCCUCACGCACCAAGAAAGAUUAA
Candidula unifasciata is the source of this 930-nucleotide messenger RNA. The record is from the annotation of a GenBank genome assembly. NCBI's taxonomy places the organism in Eukaryota, Metazoa, Mollusca, Gastropoda, Stylommatophora, Geomitridae.